Sphaeramia orbicularis (orbiculate cardinalfish) is the source of this 7059-nucleotide messenger RNA. RefSeq names its product zinc finger protein 512B (gene znf512b). Gene Ontology annotation, molecular function: zinc ion binding. The coding region runs from base 962 to 3508 and encodes 848 amino acids. The transcript is spliced from 17 exons. Lineage: Eukaryota; Metazoa; Chordata; Actinopteri; Kurtiformes; Apogonidae. The record is from RefSeq and is a predicted model, not a curated record.
UCGUCAGGAACGAGCGCCGUUACGUCGGAAGAGCAGCACGAGCCGGUAUGCAGCGGGUUUAUUAGAAAGAAACCCCCACAUUAAUCCGCUCGAUAUAGAUAAUAAUAAUAACGCGAGAGUUUGCAAGUUGCCUCAAGACUGUAGUUGCAACUGUCAAAGGUGGAGUGGAUACGCGCAUGACCCAACACACAUUACUGUAAUACUGUACACGGCCGCCAAGAUAAUAUCCGUAUAAAAAAACCGAAAUAAUCCCGAGGUAAGGAACCGAGGAGUGUACCGCCGGCGACACGGAAUUUGUCGUUUCUGCUGAUUUUCCGUCGCUUCGUUUUCUUUGACUCUAAUCAACUGUGUCGUCGCCGUCGAAAUUACUGCACUAAACAUAUUUUUGUGCCUCCCUUUAGCUCCAGCCAGCGCAAGGAUUUUUUUUUUUACUCCUCCUUCGUAAUAAAGUCGCCAUUUUGCUUCACUGCCUAUAUAAACCAUCCCGUAUUCUAAUAUUUUUCCUCAAGGAGUCGGGGACAUAGCUAUCUUUUCCUGGCUAUUUCUGACAUAUGUGGAGUGUUUAGGAGAAGACAGAGGUUGAAGAAGUGCCUCGUGGUAUACAUAUUAAUGCAGGAAAGGAGGGGGCAAGGCAACUGGAAACUGGGAAUAUGGUGAAAGUCUCCAGGAUUUCUUUUCAUGUGCAGGCUAUACUGUAAUUCGUCUGCCCAGCUCUUUUUUCUUCCGCCUCGACGUCGUCUGCAGAGUGGGGGGACAGGACGACUACCCGCUUCCCUCCAGGCCCCCCAGAGCAGAUCUGACCGGUGUUUGACGCACAGCAGGUGUGAGUGCCAUGUAACAUAACAUUGGUGGAAAAACGCCCACUUAGGUGCCUGUCUCCUGACCCCUUCCUCCCUCCCUCACGUGGGUGACCCGGGGCCACCCGGCCCCUAGUGCUGGGUGACUGCCCGACAGCUCAGGCAUGGAGAACCCAAGUGGCCCAAGGCUUGGGAAGCUGUCCUCAUCAGGGCUGCCAAGGAGCCGGACCCUCAAACAUGGACAUCCCCAGGAGCCUGUAAGAACCACGCCAGGCCCAGAAAACAACAACAAACAUAGUCCUGUGUGUGAUGAGCCAGUGGAGGGCAAGAGGAAAGGUCGUCCUAAAGCAGAAGUGCAGGAACUGAGAAGCAUCCCUGCUCAUAUGAUAGUACAAUGGAAGGAAGAGUUUAAACGUCGCUCCAGGGUUAAGUGUCCAUGUUCAGGCUGCUGGUUAGAGUUUCCCAGCAUCUAUGGCGUCAAGUACCACUAUCAGCGCUGCCAGGGGGCCACCGUAGCAGAGAAGCUGAGUCAUGGCUGUCCCUACUGUGAGGCAGUGUUCGCCACAAAGGUUCGCCUGCAGAAGCACAAGCUAUGGAGCCACCCAGACCGUGUUAGUAUGGAGCCCAAGGACGAGCAGUCAAAGCUACAAAAGACCUCUGUCAAAUCCAGCAUCAAGAAAAGGCCUAUGGAGAACAGUCCCCCCUCUCCAGUGUUCUUCAAAGUGAAAAAGACCCACGAGGUGUCCAUGCCCUCACAGAAUGGGGAACUAGCCCAUCGGAAGAGUGACAACAAACAGCACAUGCACAGCCAGCCUUCACAUCAGAUUCACCAGUCACAACCAGUUCAGCUACACUCUCAGCAGUCGCAGUCACAAAGCACGUCUUCUGAUGCAGGGGGCAGUGAAAGCGAGGGUGGCAGUCUCCCCCCUUCGUACCCCGAUGAAGACCCUGAGAGAAUGAAGCACAGACGGAAGCAAAAAACGCCCAAGAAAUUCACUGGAGAACAGCCCUCUAUUUCUGGUACAUUUGGAUUGAAAGGCAUGACUAAGGUGGAGGAAAAGCUGAAGGCGGGCCGUGUGAAAAGACCAGAGGGGAGUGGGCCCAGUGAUGAGCCUCAGAGAAGACCUGCUGGAGGCUUUUCUAAGAAGGAUUCAGCCACAACCAGCUCUGGUAAACACUCAGGUCUGGUUCCUGACACCCAGUGGCAGCGAGCCAUUUCAGAGCGAGGUGAAGUGGUGUGUCCCACCUGCUCCAUCGUCACCAGGAAAACAGUCCACGGCCUAAAGAAACACAUGGAGAUCUGCCAGAAGCUCCAGGAUGCCCUGAAGUGCCAGCAGUGCCACAAACAAUUCAGGUCCAAGGCCGGCCUCAACUACCACACUAUGACUGAGCACAGCUCCAAGCCCUCAGGGAGUGAAGACCAGACGGGGGACGAGCAUGAGGAGAGGGAAAGGCUGCGCAGAGUACUCAAACAGAUUGGACGAAUCAAAUGUCCUAGUGAGGGCUGUUCGGCCCACUUCUCCAGUCUGAUGGGCUACCAGUACCACCAAAAGCGUUGUGGAAGAGAGUUUUCUGAUGAUGAGAAGCCUGUGUUUCUCUGCCAGCACUGUGGAAAAUCCUAUCGCUCCAAGGCCGGUAGAGACUACCACGCUCGUACCGAACACUCCCCAGCCAUCAGCACCGCGAUUGCAGCUACCACCAACAUCAAGGAUAACAUCACAGACACCAACAACAAUACCGGCAAAGAGCGUGUGUCUGAGGAGUUUCCAUCAGGAUGCAAAAAGGAGCACAGCCAACCUGAGAAGAGGGAAUGGCAGGACAAAGCACCAUCCAUCCAACCGAAGGAAAAGGAGAGGGAGGCUAUGGAGAAGGACAGGGGAAAAGAAAAGGAGAGCGAAAAGGAAAGGGAGCGAGACAAAGAAAAACCAACUCAGAACGACAGCCUGGGGGAGGACUUUGAAAGGACCCCCAGUGGCAGAGUGAGGCGUAGAUCAGCCCAGGUGGCUGUGUUCCACCUGCAGGAGAUAGCAGAGGACGAGCUGGCCAAAGACUGGGGCACAAAGCGUCGCAUCAAGGAUGACCUGGUACCCGACAGCAAAAGGUUAAACUACACCCGACCUGGCCUCCCCAACUUUAGCCCUGAGCUACUAGAGACGUGGAAGAGCCAAGUCAAAGAGAAGGGCUUCAUCUGCUGCACCAAUGAAAACUGUGAAGCUGUUUAUUCCAGUGUGUCAGGACUAAAAGCCCACUUUGCCAACUGCAGCCAGGGUGGGGGAGAGCUGGGGAAGUACACAUGUCUCAUCUGUCAGAAGGAGUUCAGCUCAGAGAGUGGUGUCAAGUACCACAUCAGCAAAACACACUCACAGAACUGGUUCCGUGCAGCCGCUAGUCAGGUGGUCUCCAGUAGCAAGAGCAAAGCACCAGAAAACAAUGGGAUCAAAGAAGAGGUGAGGAACGGUGCCACCUCUGGUAAGAAGAGGGGUCGCAAGCCCAAAGAGCGGCCCCCUGUGGUUGAACCUCUCCAAACAGAAACUGAAGCACCUACCACUACUCAAGACUCAACUUCUGAUGACACCUCUUCCUCUGCCCCACCACAGUCCCCCACCCAUAUCUCUGACCCAACGGACAGCAUUUAUUCAGGCCAAAAUAGACAGCCCAAUGCCUCCGCCGCCAGACGAAGCAAACCUAAGAGGCUGUCGUUUUCAGAGUAGCUCUGCAUUUGUCGACCCAGGGGCCAGAGGAGAUGCUUACUAUAGAUGUUAUGCCAGGAAGCUUAAAGACCUUUCUAACUCCACAAGGACUUGGCGCUGAGAAGAAAGCUAAACCAACCAUUAAGAAGUAAAAUCUUUAGUACAGACUUCAAAUCUUGGUUUCAAGACCCCAUGGAUAACAUGUCUACUGUUGCAAAGCAUACUUGUAUAACAGUAGUGUUUUAUUUCUCCAUUCCACUUUUGUCUCCUUUUAAGUCACACAUUUCAGUUUCUGUACUCACAGCAGGGGUGUCUGUAGUGAUCAAAGAUAAAAUCCUGAUUUCUACAUGGAUAGCAUUUUCAAUGCAGAAAUAGUGUGCGAAACAAAUGGAGUGUAAUUCUCUCUAUUACAUGUUGUGCUUGAGAGGUUUAAAAAAGGAUAUUCUAUUAGCAUGGUGAAGUCAUUUAAUUAUAGCUAGUGUUUUCACAUUUUUUUCCACAAAUAUACUGUACUGUGUAGAUAAACAAUAUCUAUAUCUAUAUAUCUAUAUACUCAAAGCAAUGAUGCCAUCGAUCAUUUUCAAGCCUGUCAUGUCCAAUCGGAUCAUGAGCAAUCAGAAUUUUUGCAGUGUGUGCUAAAGUGCAAUGUUGUUUUUAACUUGAUUUUUUUCUCUCUGUUUCUGGUUUAACUUUUGUUUUUCAUGUUUUUGAAUUUCAGUAAGCAAAUGUCACAUAAGCUAAAAUGUCGGUCAGUUGUUCAUGAUAUUCCACUCCUUCAGCUCCUCCUGUGACAAUUAGUUUAAUUUUAUUGCAUCAUGUAAUGAUGAAUUGCAUUGAUCUGCAUUGACAACCAUAACUGUCAAAAAAUUAUUUCCACAGAUUUACACUGAAGUUAAUAAGCAGAGUAUCCAAAAAGAAGUAAGAUAUACGUCAUAUUAUUAUUAUUAUUCAGCUACAGUAAUAUCAAAUAAGGCAUUGUUUGAUUGAUUUUGAACAAAAAAAAAAACUUGAAGUAUGCUGUCUAAAAAAGGACUGGCAACGCUAAAUGUUGGACAGAACGAUGAAUUUUGUGUGAAGCUUGUUGCACCAUUGCAGCACAAUCAAAUAAGUAAAGAUCGUAUUCAAAGACGCCAUAUGACUCUGGCUACUGCUGUAGCUGGAAUCAAAGAGCUGAGGAGAGAAUAAAAAUACUAUCUUUUAUAGAGAGGCUGGCGAAAGUAAGCUUUUAUUAAACAGAAAACCUGCAAAUGAAGAUUUACAUAUAAUAAGGUAUAUGGAUUAAUUCCUGGAUGCUCAAAGUUAUUGCCUUGCACUUUAACCCUUAACCCUUCUAACUCCCCUCUUGUAUUUUUGCACUCCAGGAGUAUUCAACCUAACCUAGUGGCAGUCAGGUACAGGAGUGGGAUCAUAUUACACUCUAAUAAAAAUUAAACUAGAAAAAAAAAAAGCUACAUUUGUCUUUUCCCAGAUAAUGAGCAGCACGGUUAAUUAUUUCUAGUUAGUAUCUUGAAUCCAACAUGACCAAAAAAUUAUGACUCACAAAACAAAGCCAUAACUGGUCUUGUUGAAUUUUUAAGGCUGCUUUUACCACUUUGUUAGAUUAGCUUUAGAGGGGAAAAAAAAGACAAACCAAUAUCUAAAAUUACUUUGAUUUCAAAUCUAAAUGUGUGCAAUCGUGUUGACUAUAACAAAAUUAAAGUAGAUACUUGAAUCCACAGCUAUAUUAAUGAUUUGAGAAAAUGAGAAGUACAGAAAUAUUCCAUUUAUAUUUGCAGUGCAUCUCCAUAAUAAUAACAGUAAAAAUAAUGACUCGCUUGCUUAAAAAGAAACAGAUCUAUUUUAUAUUCUCUUGUGUGUAUUGCCUAGAUAGAAAUCUGAUAGCUUUGAAUAAAGUUGUGAUGUGAGGAUACUGAUGAGAUAAUAAGGGUGCUUUACUUGCCACUCUACCUUAAGGACCUGAAAUGAUUCAAGUCCACUAAUCCAUCCUGCCAUUUUUCUCCCUACAGGCAAGUUCAAUGAAUUUUUGCACCAACAAAUGUCAAUGUCAUCAUUUUAAAUCAAGCACUGAUGUCAACAGAGCAUUUUUCGACAAACAUUGAAUCUGAAAUUUGUAGGCAUGUCCCAGAUGGAGUCAUCCUACGCUGUGACCUUUUCUAUUUUGAAGCAAAGAUAUGAGCUGAAUUUCUCCAUUUUUAAUCAACCGGUGGAGUAUUUUCAGAUGGGGGUGAUUAUGCAUGUGUCUGUCUCUGUUAGUGGGAUGGACCUUUUCCUUCUAUCCAGGUUCAGCUGACAGAGAAGAUAAGUUAGAGAAGCACUGACUGGUCCUCGGACCUUUUCAAUAUGAGUUGUCCAGACCUUGUGUGUGUGUGUGUAUGUGUGUUUAUUAUACAGUUAGCACCUUUGUAAUGACUGGAUGUCAGAAAUGGUAACACUUUUUCGUCAGGUGUUAUGCUGUGGCACAGAAUCAGUUCAUCAGCUGCUUGUUACUUGUUUCAUUAAUAACGUCACAUUGACUGUGUUUACCCAACAAGCUUUGGUGUUGCAAUAUGAUAGUUUAGCACUGCUUUUAACAGUGGGUAUUUUAUAUUUUAUCUCACCCUUUACUAUCUGUCUUCCUAUGAUGUGGAAAACACAUAUCUAUCCCGCAGUGUAAGCUAACUGCAACAUGUUUAGAGAGUACAGCAAUACACCAUAGUUAGCUGGUUUUGUUGGCUUGCUGAUAUUUUGAUAUUGAUGUGUAUUCUCAAAAUUGUAUGGCUUUUUUCAUGCCCCUUUUAUUUGUUUGCUUUGAAAAUGUUUUGUUUUGUUUGUUUUUUGUUUUUGUUUUGUUUUUUUUGUUUUUUUACAUAUUAUGAAAUCCUUAAAAAAGAAGAAAAAAAUUUGUAGACCACAAAAAAACAUUGUAGGCCUAUGUGUCGGCAUACACUGUUAUUUUAUUCAUUUUGAUGAUGCACAUAAAUUGAGCUUUUUCAGUACAUGAUGACAAACACAUUGAGAGAGUCCUUUAUUAUAUCUAUUCAAUAUGGGACAGCAAGGCAUAUGUAUGUGUGUUUGUUUCUGUAUUUAGUGCACUUACUAUACCAUGAAAUAGGCUUGAAAUAGGAGUGUUGUUGGAGCUUUCUAGUUACCUGGACUGUGUGUGGUGUGACUUUUGUACCUGGGGAAACAGCAGGCUCAAGUGUCUUCCCUUUGUCAGUAAUGUUAUCUCCAAAACCAAGGUUAAUCCACGUAGACAGCCUGAGAAUUUUACCCUUUUAUUUGGACAACAGUGGAUUAUUUUGUAUGCAGAAAGUGGCAUCCACCACUGUUGUCGGGGCCAUUGUGAUGAAACUGUUGAGAGUUUUAAGAAAUAAUGUUGUAGCACCUAACUGAUUGUGAUAUAUAAAUAACAGGUGAAAUGAGACUAAUGAUAAAUUGAAGAUUUCCAUAUCUAAAAUUAAGUUGUAUAGUACCUAACAUUGGAGGUUUAACCUCCUUUGAGUCUGAACUGUUACAAUUUUUCCCAAACUUGUUGUAUUUCCUGUGCAUUAGUAUCCCUCAACUAAUUAAUAAAAGUUUGUUGACUAAAUUGU